This is a messenger RNA of Punica granatum (pomegranate), 621 nucleotides long. The record is from RefSeq and is a predicted model, not a curated record. NCBI's taxonomy places the organism in Eukaryota, Viridiplantae, Streptophyta, Magnoliopsida, Myrtales, Lythraceae.
AUGAUCACACACGGGCUGAUGCAAAAUGGGCAGGAGAGAAUGGCUCUAGAGCUUCUAUAUGAGAAGGAGCUGGGACCAAACUUUAAUGAGUUCACUUUCUCAAUAGUUCUGAGCUUGGCUGCUGCUUUAACUCUGUUGGAUCUCGGAAUGCAGAUUCAUGGCCAUGUUAUAAGAUGCGAAAUCGGUGUUAAUGGCUUCAUAAGGACUUCUCUUGUUGAUAUGUACUGUAAAUGUGGAAAGGUGGCUAAGGCCAAUGUUGUUCUCGUGAAACUGCCCGCUGGGUCUGAGACAAUCCGAAAUAAUAAGAAGUCCCAUGAGAAAUUAUCUAGACAGACAGUUUCAUACAGUUCGUUGAUUUCUGGGUACGUUCUUAAAGGGGAUUUUGAGAGUGCCUUCAGGACUUUUAGAUCCAUGGUCUGUGGGCAGCUCAAGGUGAAUGAGUAUAUUGUCACGACGAGCACUCUGUCCGUCUGUGCCAGCACUGGGAUAUUAGGACUUGGUCUACAGCUCCAUGCCUAUAUCCAAAAAGUUGGACACAAAAUGGAUGUUCCAUUGCGAUCCUCGCUAAUAGAUAUGUACAGUAAGUGUGGGAGUUUGGAAGAUGCGAAGUUGAUCUUUUAA